Molecule: messenger RNA, 838 nt
Organism: Caenorhabditis sp. 36 PRJEB53466
Lineage: Eukaryota; Metazoa; Nematoda; Chromadorea; Rhabditida; Rhabditidae
Source: the annotation of a GenBank genome assembly
AUGGCGGCUGGAGCAAUUUUAAAGACGACAGCUACCUUGACGGUACUAACAACUCUGAUCCUCGUCGGAACAGGUCAGUUUGGCUAGAUAAUAAUUUUCCGAUAAAGAUAAUAGUUUUCCGAUAAUUGAUGACUCAUCAUCAAUGUUCCCAAAAAUGCAUGUUUUCAGCGUUGUUCUACAUGUUGACCGGACAGGGACACAGAUUCGAUAUAGCAUGGUUCCUGACGUCUACUUCUCCGCACAUGUGGGCCGGUCUCGGUAUCGGAUUCUCUCUUUCUCUGUCUGUCCUCGGAGCCGGAUGGUAAGUUAUUCAGAAUCUUCGUUCAUUCUCUAGAACUUUUCUUUCCAGGGGUAUCUUCACGACAGGAUCUUCGAUUCUGGGAGGAGGAGUUAAGGCUCCAAGAAUCAGAACCAAAAACCUCGUCUCCAUCAUUUUCUGCGAAGCCGUCGCCAUUUUCGGUAUCAUCAUGGCCUUCGUUUUCGUCGGAAAGCUCGCUGUGAGUUUGCUUUGAAAUCGAAAAAGUUCUCGUUAUGAACGAAUGUUUAGGAGUUCCGUCGUGAGGAUCUUCCACUGACUAACGACGGACUCGCCAUCCUCGCCCGUAACCUCGCCGCCGGAUACAUGAUCUUCGGAGGAGGUCUCACCGUCGGAUUCUCUAACCUCGUCUGCGGCCUUGCUGUCGGAAUCGUCGGAUCUGGAGCUGCCAUCGCUGACGCCGCCAACCCGGCUCUUUUCGUCAAGAUUCUCAUCAUUGAAAUCUUCGCUUCGGCUAUCGGACUCUUCGGAAUGAUCAUCGGAAUUGUGCAGACCAACAAGGCUUCGUUCGGAAACAAAUAA